Molecule: messenger RNA, 2706 nt
Organism: Oenanthe melanoleuca
Lineage: Eukaryota; Metazoa; Chordata; Aves; Passeriformes; Muscicapidae
Exons: 2
Coding region: 1-1011 (336 amino acids)
Source: RefSeq, a predicted model, not a curated record
AUGUGCCCCCCCAGCCAGAUGUGCACCCCCACACCCAGAUGUGCACCCCCACAGCCAGAUGUGCAGCCCAGGCACAUCUGCCCAGCCCAGCCCAGCCGGGUGUGGCUCUCCCAGCACGAUCCCACCCGCGGCUCCGAGGAUCCAGAGCAGGGGCACAGCCCAGGCACCGCUGGGAGCUGGAAUCUGGGAAUCUGGGAAUGCUGGAGCACUGGGAAUGGGAAUGCUGGAGCACUGGGAAUGCUGGAGCACUGGGAACUGGGAAUGCUGGAGCACUGGGAACUGGGAAUGCUGGAGCACUGGGAAUGCUGGAGCACUGGGAAUGGGAAUGCUGGAGCACUGGGAAUGGGCAAUGCUCCUUUUCCAAUCCCAGCACACCACCACCACAUCCCACUGUCCAUGGGAUUAACAGGGUGUGAACCUGGAGCCUUCCCCUCCACUGGGAUCUCAGGGAAUUGGGAAUGUUCCUGUCCAAGCUGCCAUUCCCAAAAUCCCAAAUCCCAGCACACCAGCCCCACAUCCCAUUUCCAUGGAUUAACAGGGUUAGGACCUGCAGGGAUCUCAGGGAAUGGGAACACCAAGCUGAGCUGCCAUUCCCAAAAUCCCAAAUCCCAGCACACCACCACCCCCACAUCCCAUUUCCAUGGAUUAACAGGGUUAGGACCUGCAGGGAUCACAGGGAAUUGGGAAUGUUCCUGUCCAAGCUGCCAUUCCCAAAAUCCCAAAUCCCAGCACACCACCACUCCCACAUCCCAUUUCCAUGGAUUAACAGGCUCUGGGUCCCUCUGCUGUUGGGAUUCCCCUUUCCAGAAUCCAAGCACAGUGGGAAAAGCAGCUCUGAGCAAUCCCAAAUUCCAGCAGCUGGGACACGCAGGCUCCAGGAAAACCACAGCACUCACACCCUCAAUUCCAGAAAAUUCCAUUUUAUCCAUGAAAAAAUCUCACCCUAAACUGGAUCAGAGCCAUUCCUGGCAGAGCUUGAAUCACUUCAAAAUCAGACUGUUUCAAAAAUAACUCUUGCCCAUUUUCUAGCCUUUUAUUUCUUUUUUUUUUUUUUUACUUUUUUUCUUUUUUUUUUCCUUCUUUUUUUUUUUUUUUUUUUGGUUUUUUUUUUUUUUUUUGGAACUGACAUUUAAUAAAUUAUAAAAUUGGGUGUAUGGUGAAAUAGAAUAUAUCAGCCAGAUAUGUAUGAAAUACACAUGCAUGGGAAAAAACUAUUGAACUCACCUGGAACUCACACACACAGAUCUAUAAAUACAUAUAUACACACACAUAUACAUAUAAACACCAACAGUUUCCUUUUUUUCCAAAAUUUCAAGUCAACUAUUUAGUGGCAGAGGGAUGCUGUAAAAACACUAAAAACAAUUUUUUUGAUGCCACAUCAUGUGAACCUUUCAAAUAACCAUACAACUGAUCAGACAGCAAUAUCUAAAUGCUACUUGGAUUAAAGAAUUUUUUUUUUUUUUUUGCUUUUUUUUCUUGUUGUUUUUUUUUAAUUUUUUCCUGUUUUUUUUUUCUUUUUUUUUUAAUCAAUGCAAGAUUUAUUUUGUUUUUUUUUUUGAGAGGAUUUCAUAGGCAAAAGGUGGCCCUUGUCAAUGCUUGAAGCAGCUAUUUGCAAUCAACAGGUUUGUAUUUUUUUUUUUUUGUUUUUUUUUUGGACAUGAAAAAAAUUCAGACAAUAAUCUGCUAAUUUUAGUAUUCCUUAAGUCUCUUUUUUUUUUUUUCCUGAUAAACUCAUUACCUGCACUUUCAACCAGUUAUAAAAAUAUUUUUCACACCAGAGGAAAUAUUUACUCUCUCUGACAUGGACUUUGGGACACAAGAGAAUCACUUCCUUCCCUCCCCCUUUUUUCUCUGACUUUAAAGAAUCUCUUGAAAAAAAAAUCUGCAUUCCAGCUAUUUACACAUUCCACUCCUUAAGAAGAAUGGAUCAACCCAAAUGACCCAAAAAAAAAAAAAAAAAUUAAAUUUCCUAUGUCAUGCACAAAAAAAAAAAAAAAAAAAAAAAAGAGAAAAGAAACCAGGAAUUAAAUAAGGCUGAAAAAAAAAAAAAUCCAAAUAAUUCCAAGGGAAAAGUGAAUUUUUGAAAGCCACAAAGAGCUGGGUAAGGAGCAAUAAUCUGGGAUUUGUGGUGGGUUUGGGGGUCAGGCUGGGCUGCACAGACCAUGCAGGGGGGGCUGGAUUUGCCUCUUGAGCUCAGGGAAAAUCUCCCCUGGAAGCAGGAACUGCAUCUACUGCACUAAAAUGAGAAUUUUCCAGGCAGGCAGGGCAGGCCUGAGCUGCCAAGGUGGAAUAUUUUUAUUUUUUUUAGGAUUUUAGGAGUUAAACACAAGCAGCUCCACGAGGUUACACUGACAUGCUCAGGAGGGGGAGGGGGCUGCAGGGCUGGCAAACAAAACCUGCAGCCCCAGCCCAAAAAAUGGAAAAUCUUGUUCCUAAAACUUUCCUCAGCUGGGAUUUGAUGCUGAUUUGGGGCCCCACUCCAUAAAUUGGAAAAUUUUGUCCCACAAACCAUUCCCCAGAUGGGAUUUGGGGUUCCACUCCAUAAAAAGGGAAAUUUUGUCCCACAAAUAAUUCCUCAGAUGGGAUUUGGGACCUCACAAAAAUGGGACAAACCAUUCCUCAGCUGGGAUUUGAUCUUGAUUUGGGGCUCCACUUUGGAAUAUUUUGUCCCACAAACCAUUUCUCAGAUGGGAUUUGGGGCUUCAC